Messenger RNA from Aspergillus saccharolyticus JOP 1030-1, 5696 nucleotides. RefSeq names its product putative Rho guanyl nucleotide exchange factor. The transcript has 3 exons. Gene Ontology annotation, molecular function: guanyl-nucleotide exchange factor activity. The record is from RefSeq and is a predicted model, not a curated record. Lineage: Eukaryota; Fungi; Ascomycota; Eurotiomycetes; Eurotiales; Aspergillaceae. The coding region runs from base 153 to 5375 and encodes 1740 amino acids.
UCCCUACUCUCCCCACUUGGACAGCCACGAACGUGGGAUUUCUCUCAGCGCCGAUCCUCUGCGAGCUUCCUCCUUUCCGGUCCUCCGGUCGUGUGCGGGAAUUCAGCUCUGGCAACCGAGUAUAGCAUCUUCGUCGCUCGCUUCAAACCAUCAUGGCGCACUACAAGAAUGGCUACCCGAUCUAUGGCCAAUCAACGAAUUCUCCUCCGGCCUCAGCGCAGCCCACCCGAUAUGACCUGUAUCCCAACCAGCCCACCAGCCCACAACUUCGACGCAUGCCUAGCUACAACGUGGGGGACGAUGCAGGGCUUUUGGGAAUGGCUCAGCCACAGAAUGCAAGAGCGACCGAAGUGAACGCUCGCUAUGGGGAUCAAGACCGCGAUGACCUUGCAGACCCUCGAUACGCGCAUCUGCCCACUCCUUCCUCCCCUCAAAUGUCUCGCACGCGCGCCUCCUCGCAGUCCAGCUACCAAUACCAAUAUACCUCAUCCGUCUCCGCCGCUGCCUCUCCCACCCAGCUCGCGUAUAACCCUCAACAGUAUGCCCUGCCACCCACUCCUUCUCAGCAGCAAGUCGGAUUCAGCCCAAUCGCAUACGCCGGUCCGGGCUCUCCGCAGAGCAACCCAAUCGCAUCAGGACAUCAGCCAUAUAAUCCCGCUGCCUACCAGACAGCCAGUCUCAACUCAGCGGCCAUUCAACGACAACCUUCCUUGACAUAUGACCAAGCUCCUUCUUCGCCCCUGACAUGUGGGCCGCCUCAUCCACAACUUCCCCCACCGCCGCCCCCUCCCCGCGGUCCCGACCACCCUUACGGAAGCCGUCCUGCUGCGCAGUACGGAGGGGUGUGUCCGGCCGCACAGUAUGGCUUCGCGCAACCGUCGCCCUACACUGUAGCGUCUCCGGCAACGUUUGGUCCCGCUGAUUCUAAUCCUCCUGCUUCCCCUCCGUACAUGACAAGCGCUCAGAUGUCGAACUACAUUCCCCAAUCGCCCCGUCGAUCCGAUGCCGUUCUACUCCCUGCUCUGGACGACCAACCUCCAGUGCCCCCGGCGCAUUCGUCAAUAGGCGAAGACGUUUAUGGAAAGCGCGCAAGCCUAACACUUGCUGGCAGCGGGAGAUCCUUGCCCACUCCACCCGUGCACCAAGUCCAGUCCCCAGUGUCCCCCCGGCGCACAGAUACCUUGACUCGACACCCGCAAGCCCGCCCUCUGCCGGGCCCGCCGGUGGAUGCGGAAACUGACCAGUUUCUCGACCCCGAAGAUUCGUCUCAUCAGCUCUCCCCCGACGAGAGACACACUCACACUAACGGGAGCAUUGCCACUGGAACGGGCCAGUAUGUCAACUAUGACGCUUAUAGUGACGACAGCGACGCGGAGGCAGCGGCAGGCCUGGCCAUGUUGCAAAUGGCUGAAGAGGAGGACCGCGUUCAAGCAGAGCGGUUAGAGGAACGUGCGCGGCGAGAAACCAAUGCAUCCAUCAUCAGUGCUUACGGCGCGCGAUCGGAUACCCAGACAACAUCGCCUCCCACUGACUGGCUUCAAGACGAUCAGUUCUCAUACGGGGGCGGCAGCUAUGGCGGGGUGGGAGGAUACGACGAGAAUGGCUAUGCCACCGAUGGCUAUGGUGAUGAUCGACUGCCAGCCACGUCGGGCUCGUUACGGGGCUCCCACCUGUCGGCAGGUGACCGGGACGAGUACUCGGACGAAUACGACUCUCCGCCCACGGCCGAUUCGGCCGGAUACCCUUAUCCACAGAUGCCGGAUUAUGCUCGAGUGGAUGCGGGUGGCACAGGAGGAUUAUCGGAGCCGGGAGCGUACGAGCGUCGGAUGAGCUUCGAUUAUGGAGAUGAGACCCACGGCCCGCUGGGCGAUCACCAGGGCCUCCAGCGAUCGGAAAGUGAUAGCUCAAGGCAGGGGGAUGAACCAGGGGACCUUUUCUUUCAUCCCGGGAUGCGGCCCCUUCCUCCGGCUCCGGUCGAACCAGCCAGCAACCCUACCCUCAGGUCUCACUUGAUGCCGGCAGGAACCUAUCGUCACCAGGACCAAGCGGAUGUGCGGGAUGCUACACAGUAUAGCCCCUCUUAUUUUCCUGUUGCUCCUGAUUCCUACAACCCGACCGUGUCCCAUUCUUCUGCUCAAGUGCCACGGUCGACAUCUCUCUCGAGCCAUCCAAGUGGACCUCGUACUGACCCCCCUAUCAGAUCGAAAACAGAUGCAGAUCGGGCGAAGUACAAGCAGCAGCAGCAGCAGGAGUUGCUCCGUCAGCAGCAAUAUGGCGCGCUCCAGUUUGACGAUUCGCCCGAUGCUGCCGCCGCAGCGAUGGCGCUCGAUCUGCCUGCCAUCCCGGCUGGCCGCCGCAAGAAGUUUAACCCCGCCAAGCUCUCAUCAGAGCAGUUCCGCCGCUGUUCGGAGCCUUGGGCUCUGAGCUCCGUCCUGACCUGGAUUCGGGACCUUAGUGAGGACGAGACCGAUCUGAAGGAGCAGGCCAUUGUCGAUGCCAUUGUUGCCUUGUUCACCCACAAAGUCCCGACCAUGAAUAUGGCGGAUGCCGAAACCUUGGCUGCUCGCGUGGUCAGGAACAUGCUCGCCGAAGAAGUUCUGGUGAAGGAGGAGGAGUGGGUCAAGUUCAGUUCAGGCACAAUCUCCGGAGUCCUGUUCCAGAUCACCGGCACUGGGUGUUAUUCGUCUCGGUUGCACGAACAGGAAACGGAGGUGUUCGGCCGUUGCUACUCUCAUCACUGUAUGCGGACGCUGAAGAAGGUGAAUCUGAAAGCGCAGAUGAUGAAGGCGGAGACAAAAGCCGAAGACUGGGUCACUUUCUACAAAGUUCCCAAGGAGGUCUGGGAGACAUAUCCGAAGAAGGAGAUUGACCGCCAAAACAACCUGCAUGAGAUUGUCACCACCGAGGAUUCCUUUAUCGCUCAGCUCGAUGUCUUGCGUGAGCUCUACCGUGAUCAAUUGACCCAAAUGCAGCCGCCGGUCAUCAAGCCCAAGCGCCUGAAUAAGUUCUUGACUGAUGUCUUUGGCAAAGUGGAUCCGGUGAAGAAGGUCAACGAGGACUAUCUACUGGCGCAACUCAAAUAUCGCCAGAAAGAACAAGGGCCGUUCAUUGCUGGUUUCAGCGAUAUUUUCCGCGAAUGGAUCCGAAAGGCCCGGGCUGUCUAUAUUGACUAUGCGGCCACCUUCCCACAUGCGAAUUACCUCGUCCGCAAAGAAGCAGAGGUGAAUGUACCAUUUCGCCAAUUCCUCGACCAAGCGCGCGACCAUAAAUUGUCGAAUCGCCUGAGCUGGGACACCUAUCUCAAGGCUCCGAUCACCCGCAUCCAGCGCUACACUCUCCUUCUGGUCACCGUGUACAAGAACAUGGUCAAAGACUCGGAAGAGAAAACCAACCUUGCCCAGGCUAUUGAUGAGAUCAAGCAGGUCGCAUUGGAAUGCGAUGCCAAGGUGGGAGAAAUGACCAAGAAGGUGGAGCUGAUCGAGCUCAGCUCCAAGCUCCAGCUCCGUCCGGAAAUGAAGAAAGAAGUGGAGCUGAACCUAGAGCAUCUGGGCCGUCAAAUCAUUUUCAGAGGGGAUCUGCAGCGACCAGGCACCAGAACGCGUUUCCUAGUGGACACCCAUGCCAUUCUCUUUGACCAUUACCUGGUGUUAGCUAAGACAUUUACGACACGAGACCCGUCCCGGACGAUCAAGUAUGAGGGAUAUGACGUUUCGAAGUUGCCCAUUCCUAUGGACCUUUUGGUCUUGGAGAGUACCAACGACGACCCCGUGGUGAAAUCCGCCGUUCGUGGUGUGGCAACCAUGACCCAGCCGCAGGCCGUCGGCCGCGGGGUAGGCGGCAAUACGUUGGCUCACACUGCCAGUGGUAACUCGGCCAGUUCUGGAAACUCGGGCUCGAGCAAGACCAUGGUGCCUGCAACUGUGCUGGAAAGCUCCAAGGAUGACAAGAUUCUUUAUCCGUUCAAAAUCAAGCAUUUGGGAAAGAAUGGAACGUACACCCUCUACGCCUUCUCUUCCCAGAGCAGACAAGAAUGGUGCGACAGAAUUACCGUGGCAAAGACGAAACAUGCCGCAGCGUUGUUUGCGCAGAACGCCGAGCCUUUCAGACUCCGUGUGCUUGCCGACACUGCUUUUGCUACGUCCGAGGCUGCAUUGCCUCCAACAAGCGUGAUCAUCGAUGCGACGCCCCUUGAUAGAGCCAUUAGGGAUGUGGAAGAGCGGUACGCGGGCUCCCCACGCCCAGCACCGGUCUGCAGGACUACGGUGCACUGCGCUACCGUUUUUCAGCAACCCCCUGGUCGGAUGAUGUGUGCCAUUGGCACCGACUACGGAGUCUAUAUCUCUGAAUAUAAUGACCCUCGGGGUUGGGUUAGGGCUAUUCCCAUUAUCCGGGUCACACAGAUCGCCGUCUUCGAAGAAUUCAACGUCUUUGUGCUGAUUGCCGACAAAUCUCUGAUAGCUUACCACUUAGAUGUCGUGUGCCCUCCAGGCGGCGUUACCACGCAGACCACGACCGACUCGGCUCGUCGCGCGCCGCAGAAGCUGUCGGGUAGCCGCGAAGUGGGCUUCUUUGCCGCCGGCCACAUGAAGGAUCGCACUUUGAUUAUGUAUAAGAAGCGAGAUGGGCUCUCGUCCACAUUCAAGAUUCUUGAACCGGUGGUGCAAAAGUCAUCAAGCAGUCGGACUCGUCUAUUCUCGCGACGCUCGCAGACCGAGUUCUUCCGCGAGUACGAUGAGUUCUACAUUCCCUCGGAGUGCUACGGCAUCAACUUGUUCCAUUCCUCGCUGGCCAUUUCAACUCAGCGGGGUAUCGAGAUUCUCACGAUUGACAAGAAGUAUACGUGGUCCGUGCCUGAUUUCCGCUCUGAGGCUCCUCCGGAAGCGCAAGCCCAAUUAACCAGCAUUGCCCACCGUAUUGGCACUCUACGCCCGCUGGGUAUGUUUCGACUCAGUGAUAGUGAGUUUUUGGUAGUGUACACGGAGUGUGCCGUAUAUGUCAACAAGCACGGCGACGUAUCCCGCAGUGUGGUUAUGGAGUUUGUGGGCCAUGCUCAUUCCGCGUGUCUGUACGGCCGGUUCCUUAUCCUCUUCAAUGAUGAUUUUGUCGAAGUGCGAAACGCCAUGAAUGGCCGUCUCCGCCAAGUCAUUCCGGGCCAUGGUGUUGUCUGUCUGGACGAUGGUAGCAGCAUGCCCGGGUCCGGCGCCAACAGCAUUCCUACGAACUCAGGCGCAUCUGUGAACUUGUCCAGUGGACUGUCGAAUGGUAGUUCGCUCGCAAGCAGUGGCCGUACGGUCAAGAUCUGCAUGCAGCAUCCGGAAUUCGAGCGCAGCCAACUCAUUCUGGAGUUGAUCGAAAACGAGGGACAAAAGGAUUGAUAGGUGUGGACUUCGCGUCCAGUCGACUCGCGAUCUAACCAUCUCCUACGCGACCGGUUCCGCCUCCUAGUCACACCAUCGGCAGCUGUUCUCUGCAGAGCGGCAUAUCGGGUUUGACCUCGGUCUUGGGGUGAUAGGCUCAUGUGCAUUUUCCUGCCGAUGUCAUUGCUCGACAUGGGCCAUCGCACGCAAAAUCUACCUUCUACAUAGAAUUUUUUUCCCCUUCUUUUGUCUUCAUUUGAACUGCACCUAUUUCUGACCUUAUACCCCAGACUUUUCUUCUACAUCUUGCCUUUUAAUUAUUUUCAUCUGCCCGGUUGG